CCGAGUUUUUUUUGCCGUGUAUACGCGCGGGACGACGGCUGUAGAAUUCCCAUCUAUCGUCCGCCAGGAUUACUUAUUCCGCUGCCUCGACGCAGCUAGGGUAGCCUGCGGCCAUGCUGCCGAAAGUCGCCACUACCUUACUACAUUCUGGUUCUCGAGCAGCGACUGCUGUACAGAACCAGUCGCAUACUAUCAGAAACGUUCUUCAGCUCCAGUCGAAUUCUGGACCUAAUUCGAAUCGCGGCGGAAAUGGUCCCAGUUCAGGAGGUUCGAGAUGUAAUACUGGCAGUCGCAGCUACCAUGGGUCUGGCCGUGCCGUGACUCAGGCCAACCCAUUUGCGCUCAAUGAUGUCUCUAUUGCCCAGACAGAUGACAGCGAUGAACCUUUGCCGGUCAAGCGCGUGCCGGCGACGGCGACGACGACGACGACGACGAGACGUGCUAGGCGUCAUAGCACCAGCACCCCGCCCCUCGUCGCUGCUGAGCGACCCGAGUCCCUCGGUGUCUUCAAGGCUGUACAGCUCCAUGCACGGUCCCGGCAUGCUUUUGCUGCAGCACCGGUAGAGUCUCUAGUCACCACUCGUUCCAGGAGCAACUCGCUCUCUGCAAUAUCUGCUAGCGAUGGUACUCCCGAAGACCUCCCACCGCCAGUACCUCUAGUUCCUGAGGAUCAUGAUCCCAGUCCUCUCCCAGAGCCGCUGCUGUCACCCAAGCCCCAACCCGAUAUUUUUGUCACGGAGGACUACAAACGUCUCAUGGAUGCAAGGUCGCUCGACCCAAGCGCCGCGGCUACCGUUGUACUCAAUUUCCGUCAAACCACUAUCACUCCAACUAUCCAAGAGUUCAAUGCCGCCGUCGAAGCCCUCUUUCUCACACGGCGGCCUGGUGAACCUCUCACUCUUCUCCUCGAAACGUACAAUGAUAUGAUUCAGCGCGGUUUCGUUCCCAACUACCGGACAUACGUUACUCUCAUUCUCGCCCUCACGGACCGUGACAACGAGUUGCAGUGGGCCAUCGAGGGCAUUCAUCAACGCCAAAAGUGGAACGAACUUGGAAAUCCCACCAUCAAGUUCAACGCCAAGGAGGACCUCAACCAGCUUCGACUCUUCCGCAAUGAGGCCAAUCUUCCGUCGAUUCUUGCUCUCUUCCGCGCCAUCUCUGUCAUGAAGAUUCACCCCAGCAACCAGAUCCCCGUCUUCGUCUAUCGGAAUCUUUUACGAUCAUGUGCAUAUCACGGUGAUGAACCCGGUACGGUUGAUGGGGCGAUCCAAAUAUGGUCUCAUUUGGAGAAAAAUGCAGAGGCAAUACCUGCUAUCUGUUUUCAGUGGAUGAUCGCUGUCUACGGCAAAGCAAAAGAUCUUGCAGGUGUCCAGGAGGUCUUCAGGGAGUUCCGGAGGUUGGCCAAUGCCCACAAAAUUAUUUGGACGGAUAAAGAGGAUAACUCGGCGCGGAAAAACCUGAUAUAUGUCUGGAAUUCGGCGAUAACUGCCUAUUUCCAGUGCGGUGAGCCACACUUGGCUGUCGCUCUCCUGGAAGAGAUGCUAGAUGCCGCCGCGAACCAGACUCCGAAGGACGAAAUGAAAAUGGCACAUGGAGUGUACCAAGCACUUUUCUACGGUCAUCUGCCACCCCCGCCUUCGUCCUCGACAUUUUCAACCAUCAUACAAGGUUUCGUUACGGCCGGCGACAUAGAUUCGGCUUGGAACUGGUUCGAGCAAAUCGUUAAUCUUCCCCAUGGUCCCGUUGCAACACACAUAUCAACGCUCACUCCUACACGGCCAGACGCUUUCACCUGGCGUCUCAUGAUCGAAGCCCUGGUUCAGCAUAACCGUAUAGAGCAGUUGAAUGUGCUUUUUGCUCACUCUCUUAGCAUCGGCAAGCGGGAUAAAAUAGAGCUUCGUCUCGUUGAUCAAGGAUAUGUUUACGUUGCAAAUAUCCGCGAUAUCGAGCGCUUGGCGAAGGACCCAGGCAAUGAGGCGGCCAUUAAGCGACGACUGGAUACGCUCUCUACCCUUCAGGAUACGAAAUACCUUCCUUUUGACGGUUGGGACAGAGUAUGGAACUACUACCUGCAGUUUGGUUGGCUACGAGAAGCUAUCCAGCUUUGUAAGCGCCAUCUUCGCCACGUCCUUCAGACCGGCUAUGAUCCUCGUCCUGCUGUUACGAAGACUCAUCUCGUGAAUAUCACGACGGCUGUUUAUUCCAGGUACAAGGGCCAAAUUCCAUUCGAGGAUGCGCUUACACUCGCUCGGCUGGCUCCCAUAGUGCGGUACACAUAUCCAGUGGAUUACUCAACAUACCUCCUUCAGUCAUACAGCCUCCAGACAAUCGAUAUUCUAUCCAAAUUGGAGCUUUCCGACUGGAUCGUCGUCCUGCAGGCCGCGGCCAGUCUGGAAGUGAUGCCGUCAUCUGUUCCAAAGGCGUUCGUUCGAGACUAUGCAUUCAAGGGAUUACUGGACUUGUUGAGUGAUCUGACACGUUGCUCCCCUAACUUUGAACUUUCAGUCCUCACCAAGAUGUCUCCGUCGCUGGUGAAGACGGUCAUUUCGGUUGCACUGCAGGUGCAUGGAGAGGAAAAGGUGGAGAGCGUAUUCGAGUCACUGGGUCCCUCAUUUAUGGCGGAGCUCUCCAGAUAUCGAGAGUCGUUGACAUCGAGCGAAGUGAGCGAGGAUGACGCCAGUUUAGGGUUCUCUCUAGAGAGCCCGACGACGACGGCUACUACUUCGCCUAUGCUCGAAGAGACCGGACAGCCCCUCACAGAUCCAGCAUCUGUCUCAUGGAUAAACGAUAAACAGCUUUCUGACACGCUGCGAGAACUCCUUCGACUGGAGAACAACUCUGUGGACGAGGCGUUCCAAAUCUUCAUGGAAGCAAUCCAACAAAAUAAGCUCCCGUAUCGGUUCGUCACGGCAUCUUUGAUCACUGCUCUCGGGCGUGAGCGUCGAUUGGGAGAUAUGAAGCAUGUGUAUGACCUGGUGCAGGUGAGGGAGCCGCCGCUGGAGUCCACCAAUCCGUCGAAAUUCCAGUCUUGGAUUGCCAUUGAGGAUGCCAUGGUUCAUGCCCUGGCACAUAUGGGUGAGAUCGAAGCUGCUCAUGUGCACCGUAGGCGUAUUCUGGAGCAAGGGGCCGUUCCGUCGCCAGAUGCGUAUGGCGCUUUGAUCUACUACGUCAAGGAUACCACGGAUGACGCCUCUAACGCCCUUGCGCUCUUCCAUGAGUCCCAGCUCCGCGGUGUACGCGCCUCGCAAUAUCUGUAUAACAACAUCAUCUCCAAGGUGGCGAAAGCGAGAAAAGCCGAUCUGGCGUUGGAAUUGUUUACGCAGAUGAAGGCUUCGAGUAUUUCUGUGUCAUCUAUCACCUAUGGGGCUGUCAUUGGAGCGUGCGCGCGGGUUGGAGAUGUGGUGUCUGCGGAGACGCUGUUCAAGGAGAUGACGGAGCGGAGUUCGUUCAAGCCGCGAGUCCCUCCGUACAACACGAUGAUGCAGCUCUAUACGAUGACCAAGCCGAACAAGGAAAGGGCGUUUUAUUAUUAUGAAGAGAUGUUGAAGGCCGGCGUUCGUCCUUCGAGUUAUACUUACAAGUUGCUCAUCGAUGUGUAUAUGCUUGAUCCCCAUGAUAUCGUCAAGGCCGAAGAAGUCUUGGACAUUGUUCACAAGUCGAUGCACGCUCGUCUUGAGCCUAACCAUAUCGCGGCGAUGAUCAAUGCAUACGGAUGCAUACUCAAGGACUUGGACAAGGCGAUUGCCUUCUUCGAUCGGGUACCUAUGCUGUCCAGUAACCGUCUGUACGACGCCACGGUGUUCGAAGCGAUGAUCAACGUACUGGUUGUGCACCGUCGGUCGGAUCUUAUCCCCAAGUACCUCAAGAAGAUGGAGAUCGUGAGCGUGCACAUGACUGCGUACGUGGCGAAUGUGUUGAUCAGGGCGUACGCGGUCGUUGGUGAUAUCGAGAAGGCGAGGGAGGUGUUUGAGGGUAUGGCUGAUCCAGCGCAAGGAAUGGCUGCCAUGAAUAAUCAUGCGCCGUUUAAUCCUCUGGAAUCUAGGCCUGUGGCUGUCGGUACACCCGUUUACCGGGAGCCGUCUACGUGGGAAGCUAUGGUCCGCGCGGAAUUGGGAGAGGGACACCGGGACCGUGCGCUCGACCUUUUGGAGCGGUUAAAGCAAAGGCAAUUCCCGGAAGCAGUCUAUAAUCGGAUAAGUGGCAUAAUGGUCGACCACUCGUCACUUCCGCCUUGAUGCUCCGGUGUAGGAUUUUGAACUUGUUUGGUUGUUGCUUCAUUUUAUUCCCUCUUCGUCUCUACUUCAUGCUUGGUAAUCAACAAUGGUGUAUCAUAGUUUUGUAUAAGUAGACAUAGAUUAAAAGUAGCAUUAUAAGUUUGAUUAUUCGCGCAAUACAACCACUUCAUGAUCAGAC
Molecule: messenger RNA, 4413 nt
Organism: Guyanagaster necrorhizus
Lineage: Eukaryota; Fungi; Basidiomycota; Agaricomycetes; Agaricales; Physalacriaceae
Exons: 5
Coding region: 114-4235 (1373 amino acids)
Molecular function (GO): protein binding
Source: RefSeq, a predicted model, not a curated record